Trichoplusia ni (cabbage looper) is the source of this 1266-nucleotide messenger RNA. Its product is annotated as L-asparaginase-like. The transcript is spliced from 9 exons. Lineage: Eukaryota; Metazoa; Arthropoda; Insecta; Lepidoptera; Noctuidae. Gene Ontology annotation, molecular function: asparaginase activity. The coding region runs from base 129 to 1253 and encodes 374 amino acids. The record is from RefSeq and is a predicted model, not a curated record.
GUAGUCAAUAUUGCGCGCGGUCGUGGGGUCGUGUGCCGCGGCGUGUGCCCAAACGGUUUAAUAUAAGUGCGAGUUACAUCAAAAACUUGAGAAAAACUGUAGUUUGUGUGAGAGGUAAAGACAGAAACAUGGUUCAGAAUAAAAGAAUACUGGUUAUUUAUACCGGAGGGACCUUCGGUAUGAAGAAAAAUGAGGAAGGAGUGCUGGUACCUCAGAAAGAUAUAGAGGCUGUGAUCAGAAGACUGCCGCAGCUGCACGACCAGGACUACUGGCUGAACAAUCUCGCAGACACCGAGCACAAGGAGUACCUAGCACUACCUGAUGGCAAGGACACGGUAGACAAAGUGCUGUACAAAAUAUACGAGUAUGAUGAACUUAAGGACUCUUCAGACUUCACUAUGGAUGACUGGAUCAGACAGGCGAGGGAUAUCAAGAAAUUCUAUCACGACUACGACGGGUUCGUGGUGUUGCACGGCACAGACACCACGGCUUACGGCGCCAGCGUGCUGUCCUUCAUGUUGGAGUCAGUCGGGAAGACUGUAGUCCUCACUGGUGCACAGGUUCCUAUCUUCCAACCUCGCAGCGACGGUAACAACAACCUGCUGUGCGCGAUCCUGACGGCGGCCACGCAGUACAUCCCGGAGGUCACCGUGUUCUUCGGCGCCAGGCUCUUCAGGGGCACCAGGGUAAAGAAAGUCUCCAACACAAAGAUCUACGCUUUCGACUCGCCAAACUUCCCCUCUCUGUUGGAGGCUAAGGCGACGCUGGAAGUGGACUCCAAGAUGCUGAUCCACCCUUACGGCUCCGUGCCCAACGAGUGCCGGCUGCACGACAAACUUUGCAGAAAGGUGUACAUACUGAAGGUGGCGCCUACCAUCACACCAGAACUCAUCAGAGCUGUGUUUUCAGGAAUGGAAGGUGUCGUCCUUGAGACGUACGGCAACGGCAACAUCCCCAUCAAGCGCAAGGACAUCUACCGCGAGAUCGAGGCGGCGGUGCGCAACAAGGUGCUGGUCGUCAACGUCACACAGUGCAUCAACGGCACUGUCAUAGCUAAGCCACUGUAUGAAACUGGACUGCUGUUAUUGAAAUGCGGCGUGGUACCGUCAUACGACAUGACGGCGGAGGCGGCGUGGGCCAAGCUCGCGUACGUGCUCAGCAAAACUGAACUCAGCUAUGAAGAGAAAGUUACCUUAAUGAAGACAAACAUUCGAGGAGAGAUGAACAACCCAGAUAUUGUGUCUAAUAAAUGAAUUCAUUACUAUA